ACUAGCCCAGAGACGGGCGUCAGUAUUUCAAUAUAGUCUAGUCAGUUUUACAAAAAGGACUAGUCAAGAGACGGCAAAAUGGUGCGGAUUUGCCACAAAAACAUUGAAAAAAUUAUACGUGACAAUGACCCUAAUGUUGACUAAAUGCAAGUUCUGUCUUCAACCAACAAUGUUAUUAAAAUUUUAACUUUACAUCUAGUACAUCUUUUAUUAAUAUACUAACGAUAUCUAUGUACACAAUCUUGAUAGGUUUAUUCAUCAGAACGAAUGAUAAAUUAUAUGAUUUAUUUGUUUACCUUAUUUGCGUUAUUUUUUUCCUGUUCACUUAGUUUAUAUCAACUUGUUUUAUUUUGUUUUAUUUAGUCAAUAUAAUGUCAGAUAAAUUUGUUCCAUAUCAUUUACGUGAUAUUAACAAUCCUCCAGCUCAUCUCGAUGAAAAUCAAAAAUCGAAUUGGAUACGUACUGCACAAAAGGCGAAGAAAAAUUGUCAAAAUCAACAACAAUAUCCAGCAUUUAAUAUACCAACAUCAUUCUAUGAAAUUAUAUAUAUAAAUAAAAAUACAACGACUGAAACAAUGCAAAAAUUAAUUAAUCAUGUACGGAAUUGUAAUGAAUUUACAUUCGAUACUGAAGGUGAAAAAUCAAACAAGCAAUUAGCAUUAAUUCAGAUUCAAACAAUACCUCAACAGUUGCCAUUUUUCGUCGUAUUACUAGAAUUACCACAUUUACCAUCACAUGAUACAUUAAUUUAUGUCAAAAUUAAACAGUUAUUUCAAUUGAUCUUUCAAUCAAAAAAUAAAUUAUAUUCGUGGGGACCACUACGACAAGAAUUGUAUCCGGCUGUAUGUAGCCCGUCAUUACUUCAACAUCAUGCUAUAAAUGAUGUUCGUUCAAAUACAAAUAUUAAAACAUCUUCAAAAUGUACGUGUCAUGAAGCUAGUCCUUAUCGUCCUGGAGAAACAUGGGGACUACAGGAAGCUUUAAUUUACACCUGUCAACUAUUUAUUGAUAAAUCCAUGGCAGUUAAUUCUUGGGCCAGAGAAUUAGAUCCACAUCAUUCAACAUUACCAACAACAACACGAGAAAAAAUGCUACGCUAUGCAAUUUAUGAUUGUUUUACCACAACAUAUUUAGCCCGUCCAGUUUUAGAAGAUUGGACAUUUGAAAAGGUAAAAAAUAUUAAUGUAUUAAAUCUAUUUCAGGCAUCAUCAUUUACAUCACCAUCAUUAUCAUCAUUACAUCAAGCAAAUAACACCAUCAUACAUACCACUAUUAAUCCGCAAACUUUUAAAAAUGUUAUUGAUAAUGAUUUAGAAUUUAUUUCUGAAGAUAGUGAUGAUGAAAUAACAAUUAAUCAAUGUCGUACAAGUCCUGUUAAUACUGCAUUAUAUGAACAAAUUUCCGAUGAUGAACAACAACAACAUCAACCUUCACUUAAACAACAUUCACCACACAAUUAG
Molecule: messenger RNA, 1460 nt
Organism: Rotaria socialis
Lineage: Eukaryota; Metazoa; Rotifera; Eurotatoria; Philodinida; Philodinidae
Source: the annotation of a GenBank genome assembly